GCCGUGCAUGCGCCCGACAAUAUGUUUUUACCGUUUCAGGGGGAAUACAAAGAAUUCAUCACAAUCUAUCCUAGGUAGGAAACGUUGACUAGUCUAUCUUGUUUGAAGAUGUCAACACUUUUUAUAGUAGAGACAUUUUUCUAUUUUGGGUUCUAGAUUUCUGCUUCGUAGUAAAUCCAAGAAGGACCCGCUGCCCUUCUGAGGCCUCUUCAUGUCUUAAAAACCGGCGUCCACAAUGAAUUUGCCGCACACAUAUCGUCUUCUCUGAUUGAUGUUGUGGAAAUUUGCAUUAGAUUUGGAUGUGGGUGUCUCUGGGGAAGUACUUGAAGGAAUUAUCUGGGUCAAUUUAACAAUGGGUUGUUGCAUGAGCAAGAGGAGCGCUGCAAAUUCUAGGAGUGCUGCAAGAUGGCGCUCCACUGGUAUUGUGGGUCUCAGAGAUUCUAAUUUGAAGCACUUUCCCUCUGAGGUUUUGGAACUUGAAAGAGCUGUGCGCACUCUGGAUAUGACCCACAACAAACUCGUGGAAAUUCCUUUGGAGAUUGGAAGCCUAGCAAACCUUCAACGCUUGAUUGUAUCUGAGAAUCUUCUAGAACGGCUUCCUAUAACAUUGGGAAAGCUUCAGUCACUUAAGGUGCUUGCUCUUGAUGAUAACCGACUUACAACCCUACCUGAUGAAUUAGGAUUACUUGUUCGGCUUGAGCGGUUAUCUGUAUCAAGCAACUCGUUGAUAUCUUUACCUGAGACCAUAGGAAGCCUUCGCAAUCUUAUGCAGUUGAAUGUGUCCAGUAACCAUUUGAAGUUCCUUCCAGAAUCAAUUGGAAGCUGCUUUUCUUUGGAAGAGCUCCUAGCCAAUGGUAAUUCUAUUGAGGAUCUGCCAUUGUCACUUUGUAGGCUUGCUAACCUGAAGUCUCUUUCAUUGAGCAACAACCAUAUAAGUCAGCUUCCGCAAAACUUGCUCAGUGACUGCACUUCAUUGCAGAGUAUCUUACUUCAUGAAAAUCCAAUAUCUAUGGAACAAUUCCAGCAGAUGGUGGGAUACCAAGAGUUUGAAUCUAGAAGGAAGAGAAAAUUCGAUAAACAGAUUGAUUCAAAUAUAUUAAUGAACUCAAAGGGCCUUGACGAAGGUCUUGAUUUAUAAGUUAUCAAGGAUGAUAUUCCUAUGGUAUUACUAUUAACCACAAUGUGAACAAUUGAUUCAAUGUUUGAGGAUGUUUGAUAAAAUAGUCAAGUAUCAUUAGGUUUUAUGGUAAUUCCAUUAGAGCAAUAAAUUUGCCUGCUUAUCAGUUUCCUUAUGAAGUUGCUAUUCUCUCUGUAUAUUUUUCAAGCCCAGCUCAUUCAAAUGAAAAUUGAUCUAAUUACAAACAUCAA
Molecule: messenger RNA, 1368 nt
Organism: Cryptomeria japonica (Japanese cedar)
Lineage: Eukaryota; Viridiplantae; Streptophyta; Pinopsida; Cupressales; Cupressaceae
Product: plant intracellular Ras-group-related LRR protein 7
Exons: 9
Coding region: 272-1138 (288 amino acids)
Molecular function (GO): protein binding
Source: RefSeq, a predicted model, not a curated record